Zalophus californianus (California sea lion) is the source of this 2443-nucleotide messenger RNA. RefSeq lists its product as uncharacterized. Lineage: Eukaryota; Metazoa; Chordata; Mammalia; Carnivora; Otariidae. The transcript has a single exon. The record is from RefSeq and is a predicted model, not a curated record. The coding region runs from base 1716 to 2441 and encodes 241 amino acids.
GCUGGCACCCGGGAGCUGAGGAGGCCCGGGUUGGGAAGUUUUGCAGGCAGGUGCACGAGCCAUCUCUCUCUUAAAGUAUUUAAGAAAUGUGAAAGAACAGGGAUCGGAAUCAAGAACUGGAGAAUGGAGAGGGACCUCGAGACCAGAGGAAGGAAGGAAUCGGAUGGGGGGGGGGUGGGUGGAGGCCAAAAAGAAGGCUUUAGGAGCUUUCUUCCAACCUGGGCCUUUUUGCUGGGAUCCCUUUGCUAGAUCCCUUGGAGUUCCGUUUUCUGCGAGUUAUCACACCUUGUUGGAACUGGGACGAAGACAAAAAGAGGCGGGAUUCCAGCUUUUAAUUAACUCAAUCUGAAUACCAAGUUUUCAUCCAGAGGCAUACGUACUUAAAAUAUCAAGAGGAUCUGUAAUGCGGGACAAAUAUGUUUUAAUUAACGGGAGGAUCACCUACUGGAAACUGGAUGUGUGUUUUUCUCGAGUUGUCCUCUUGCAAUGCUCUUUGUGUCUCAUUGGUUGUAAAGAUUUAAAAUCGAUCUGGACCGCUUUUGUACUCCACUGCUGCCUAAGCACUAGGGGAAAGGGUCUGUGGCUCAUCAUAGCACAUUUACGCGUUUUUAAAGUUUCUGAUUCUUCACAUAAACACCUCUUGGCUAUGAUGAGGUCCUUCAGUAAGUACAAUUAAUCUUUGGAAAGUAGCUUCUAAUUUACAUAAUUCUUACAUCCACUAUCUUAUUUAACCUUAACCAAAAUUGGGUAUAGCCCCUGGGAGAAGCUCCAUUUUAUUUAUAAGGAAACUGACUGUGGGAAAGUUUCUAAGUCUCUAUGGGUGCAAAUGGGAGGAUGAGAUUAUCUUCAUGCUUCAAAUUCAUAUAAUGAUACUUUGUCCAACAUUCUUCUUUCCAUUGAUCCCCCAAAGACUGAUAGGUGAGCAGAUAGCAUUAUCCCAGUUUUAUCAAUAGGAAAACAUGGGCUAUGAUCUUGCAGAGCUAAAAAGGCCUGGAACUGGAGGUCCCCAGGCUAGACUCUGUCUCCAGAGGUCCACAGGUCAGUCCUCAUUGCACCAAGUCUGAUUGUUUGCUGUGGAAAAAAUUUAAAUAUACACCGUUGAAGUGAAAGAAAGAGGGAAAGAAAUAAACUCCUUUAUUAGGUGUCUCUCUCUUCUUUUGGCACUUUUUUAUCCUGUGAGAAGACACUAUAGUAAAAGCACCCCUGAAAGGUUUUAGGGAAAAGCAAUUUAAAAUUAGAAACUUGAGUCUUAUUGAGUUAUCUGUAGUACUGUUGGAGAAGAUGGGCCAGUGAAGGGACAUGACAAGGGAAGUGAGAUGGUGAAACAAAAAUAAAUGAAAGCAGGCUGUGGUCUGGAGUCCCAAAGUGAAAUUUAAGGUGCCACGCUCUUAAAAAUUAAAUUCAAAGAUUCAGUACAUGACUUUGGCCCUAUUCAAUGACCCUGUGUUUUAAGAACUAUCUUUGGAAAGGAACAUUUCAAACUCCACCCCCCACCACCACCAAAAAAAAAAAAAAAAAAAAAAAAAAAAAUUACUGCAUGCCUCCCAGCUUUUCUGUUAAAUGAUGAAAGACACCCAACACCGGGCCUAACUACAGUCACCCUCUCCUGGCCCUUUGGCAGCCGAAAGGCCACAUGGCCAGGGCUCAGCAGCAUCUCUGAGUAGCGGGACUUGGACAAAAGUCAGGAAUUUGGCUACUUCUCCCCAUUGGCACAUAUGAUCUCUUGGGAAAACGCGCAGAUCAGACGGUGGGUUGCUCUUCAUCCCUGGCAGCAGCUGUUACAGAAAAGAUUGAGAAAGACCCGGCCUGGAUGGAGGCAAAAGGCUCCGAGGCUCCCCUCCCCCAGCAGCUGGCCAAGCUCAGGGCCACGGCGGGAACACCACGCGUCCACGUGCACCAGGCAUGCCCAGCCACCCUUCUUACGUAAGAGCCCUGAUACGGAGUUGCGGCUGCUGCUGGUCCCUUUUCCCCGACGGCUAAUAAUAAACGAGUUCGUAGUUUCUGCGCCACGGCACUAUCGAUUCAGGGUUGGGGGCUCCGUUUGCAACCAGGGUGCAUUUCGGUCAUCCCACUCCGGGAGCGUGUGCCUGGCCCACCCAAACCAGCAGGCCAGCCCGCCCUCUGGCCGGUCCGGACGCCGGCAUCUUUGCCCGCUCAGUGUCCGGCCCUCCCCCAACUGGCCUGCUCUGCUCUCGGGGCUGGCGGGGUGCGGCUGCUCCCUCCCUCCUCUGCCCUGCCCUGCCCUGCGGGGCCCGGGGCGGCCCGGCCAGGGCGCCCUCCCUCCGCCCGGGUAUCAGGCGAGAGGCGGAGCUGGCCCGGCGCGCCCCGCCCUCGCUGUAGAAGGGGCCAGGAGAGUGUUACUCGCGGUCAUCCCGGCCUGGGCCUUUUAUCUUGGCGCUGCCGGGGAGGCGGGAGGAGGAGACACCGGGGGUGGCCCUUGAGC